ACCGAGUGCUUCAACUUCAUCCGGGUCCUGGUGGCUCUGAACCGCACCCACCUGUACGCGUGCGGCACCAACGCCUUCAGCCCCGCCUGCACCCACAUCCUCCUGGACAACUCCUCCCUGCCGUGGGUCGCAGUGGGGCAGCGCGAUGGAAAGGGGCAGAGCCCCUUUGACCCCCAGCAUUCCCACACUGCGCUGCUGGACGGUGGGGAGCUGUACGCAGCCACAGCCAACAACUUCCACGGCACGGAGCCCAUCGUCUCGCGCUCGCUGGGCGCCCGAACCGCGCUCAAAACCGACGCCUUCCUGCGCUGGCUGGCAGACGACGCCACCUUCGUGGCCUCGGCCGCCCCCCCCGACGACGACCAGGUUUAUUUCUUCUUCGAGGAGACGGCGCUCGAGUUCCGCUGCGUGCAGCGCCUGCGGCUGCCGAGGGUGGCGCGCGUGUGCAAGAGCGACGUGGGGGGGGGACAAAGUGCUGCAGAAGCGCUGGACCACCUUCCUGAAGGCGCCGCUGCGCUGCUCGCUGUCCGCCCGCUUCCCCGCCGAGCGAAUCCGGCACGUCGCCGCCGCCCCCCCCGCCGCCGGCACCGAGCGCGGCGCCGAGUUCUACGGCGUGUUCAACGAGCCGGGGCCCCCCGGCGGCUCGGCGCUCUGCUCGUUCAGCCGCGCUGCGCUGCGGGCGGCGUUCGAGGGCCGCUUCCUGGAACGGGAGAAGGACAGCGCGGCGUGGAGCGUCCGCAGCGCCCCCAGCGGCGAGGCCAGGCCUGGCAGCUGCUCCGUUGGCCCAUCGUCCGACCAGGCGCUGACGUUCAUGAAGGACCAUUUCCUGAUGGAGACCCCGGUGCCCCCCGCCCACGGCCGCCCUCUGCUGCUGAGCCCCAACGUCUCCUACACCCACAUCGCCGUGCACCAAACCCACGGCAUCGGCGGCACCCCGUACCGAGUGCUGUUCAUGGCCACCGUGCGUCCCUAUGGGGCGGUGGCUCUGUGGGGUGGCCGGUCCCUAUGGGGCAGCGGUGCCAUGCUGCGCCCCCCAGCCGAGGGCGCGGUGCACAAGGCGGUGGAGCUGGCAGGCGGCCGCGCGCUGGUGGUGGAGAGCAUCCGUGUGUUUGAGGAGCCACAGAGCGUCAGCUGCGUCCUGCUGUCAGCCAGCAAGGCUGUGUUGUACCUGGGCCAUGCCGGUGGGCUGCUGGCAGUGCCGCUCUCCAACUGCAGCCAGCACCGCAGCUGCACCCAGUGCAUCCUGGCCAGGGACCCCGAUUGCGCGUGGAGCAGCAGCAGCGGGCGGUGCGAGAGCCUGCGGGCCAACGGCGGGGAGCGGGGAGCGGCGCCCAGCCUGAGGCGGAGCCUCACGUGGCUGCAGGAUGUGGAGGGAGGCGACGCCAGGAGCCGCUGCCAGCGCGGGAGGAGCGGGGGGGCGGAAAUGGAGGCGGAAAUGGAGGCGGAAAUGGAGCUGACGCUGCGCCCCGCCGCUCACAGCGUGCUGCGGCUGCCGUGCCCGCGGCGCUCCGCCUGGGCGGCGUACAGCUGGGAGCGGCCGGCCGGCGCCGGGGACGCGGAGCUGCUGCCGGACCUGACGCUGCUGCUGGUCGCCCAGCGCCGCUCCGUCGGCUCCUACGUCUGCUGGGCCACCGAGAACGGCGUCCGCUGGGCCGCGGCUCGGUACCGCCUGCUGGAGCCCGACGGGGGCGGCCGGGGGAGCGAGGAGGGGGCGACGGCCCCCCCGGGACCCCCCCCGCACGGCUCCUACUGGCCGCAGUUGGUGGCCGUGGCCGCGCUGCUGGCUUUGACGCUGCCGGCGGCCGUCGGGUUGGGGUUGGUGGCUUUUAGGGCGCGGGGCAAAGCGGGGGGGUGCGCGGGGGGGGUGGAGAAAACCCCCCUGAAUGGGGAGGGGGGCGUGGGGGGGGAGAGGGGCUGCGUGCAGAUGGACGGAGGGAGCGGCGGUGAGUCCGGAGGGGUGCGAGGAGAAAUGGGGCAGAUGGGGCCGCGGUGGGGCUGAGGAUGGGGGGAGGUUUGGUUUUUUGGGGAGAGGGAUUGGUGAAUUUAAUGCAGCGUUAUGGGGGGGACCCCAUAGCAGUGCCGGCCCCACCGCAGUGCUGUGCUCACCCCAUAGCAGUGCCGACCCCACUGCAGUGCUGUGCUCACCCCAUAGCAGUGCCGGCCCCACUGCAGUGCUGUGCUCACCCCAUAGCAGUGCCGACCCCACUGCAGUGCUGUGCUCACCCCAUAGCAGUGCCGACCCCACUGCAGUGCUGUGCUCACCCCAUAGCAGUGCCCGCACACAUCACUGCUCACACACCGACUGCUGCCUUUUGUACCCAUGGUUUUAUACAAUAAACCUCUCCAAUGUGGGGGAUCUGUGGGGUGUCUGUGGGGUGUCUAUGGGAUACCUAUGGGGUACCCGUGGUUUUGUUGGGCAGAACCCCAGAGCCACCCUGCUCCAUGGGGUAUCCAUGGGGUAUCUAUGGGAUACACGCCUUGCUGUGGGGCGGAAGCUUUGUAGCCGCCCUGUUCUUUGGGGUAUGUAUGGGGUAUCUGUGGGGCAUUUAUGGGGUCUAUGGGGUAUCUGUGGGGCAC
Molecule: messenger RNA, 2577 nt
Organism: Lagopus muta (rock ptarmigan)
Lineage: Eukaryota; Metazoa; Chordata; Aves; Galliformes; Phasianidae
Gene: SEMA4A
Product: semaphorin 4A
Exons: 11
Coding region: 146-1999 (617 amino acids)
Biological process (GO): negative chemotaxis; neural crest cell migration; axon guidance
Molecular function (GO): semaphorin receptor binding; chemorepellent activity
Source: RefSeq, a predicted model, not a curated record